Molecule: messenger RNA, 1385 nt
Organism: Antechinus flavipes (yellow-footed antechinus)
Lineage: Eukaryota; Metazoa; Chordata; Mammalia; Dasyuromorphia; Dasyuridae
Gene: POFUT1
Product: protein O-fucosyltransferase 1
Exons: 7
Coding region: 127-1284 (385 amino acids)
Biological process (GO): Notch signaling pathway; protein O-linked glycosylation via fucose; regulation of Notch signaling pathway
Cellular component (GO): endoplasmic reticulum
Molecular function (GO): peptide-O-fucosyltransferase activity
Source: RefSeq, a predicted model, not a curated record
GGAGCGGGGGCGGUGCCGCGAGCUCUCUAUGGUCGCGUCGGGCGAUAGAAGGGCACGGGCGGGCCCGCGCGCGAAGCCUGGUGGGAGCGCGACGGGCGGGCCGGUAGCCUACAGCCGUGGGCAGACAUGGUCACCGCGGCGUGGGCACUCCUCCUGCCCUUGCUCGGGCUCCUGCUGCCCACGCGGGUUCUGACCCACUCCUGGGACCCCGCCGGCUACUUGCUCUACUGCCCCUGCAUGGGGAGAUUUGGGAACCAGGCAGAUCAUUUCUUGGGCUCCUUGGCAUUUGCAAAGCUACUGAACCGGACUCUGGCUGUCCCACCUUGGAUUGAAUACCAACAUCACAAGCCUCCAUACACCAAUCUGCAUGUGUCCUAUGAGACCUACUUCAAGUUAGAUCCACUCAAAGAAUAUCAUCGGGUCAUUAGCUUGGAAAAAUUCAUGGAGAAGUUGGCCCCAAUCUACUGGCCUCCUGAGAAUCGAGUAGCCUACUGCUUUGAUGUUGCAGCCCAGCGGAGUGCUGACAAGAAGACCUGCCCUAUGAAGGAAGGGAAUCCCUUUGGCCCAUUCUGGGAUCAGUUCAAUGUCAGUUUCAAUAGAUCAGAACUUUUUGGUGGCAUUGCCUUCAGCUCUUCCUACAAGGACCAUUGGAUCCAAAGGUUUCCCCCAGAUAAGCACCCAGUGCUUGCCCUCCCUGGCGCUCCCGCUCAGUUUCCAGUGUUGGAAGAACACAGAGCCCUGCAGAAGUACAUGGUAUGGUCAGACGACAUGACGCAGAAGGGGGAGGCCCAGAUCCAGUCUCAUCUCAUCAGGCCUUACAUUGGGGUUCAUCUCCGAAUUGGCUCUGACUGGAAAAAUGCCUGUAGUAUGCUGAAGGAUGGGACAGCCAACUCCUUUUUCAUGGCUUCACCCCAAUGUGUAGGCUACAACCGCAACACUGCUGCGCCUCUCACCAUGGUCAUGUGCCUGCCAGAUCUGAAGGAGAUCAAACGGGCCCUGAGGCUUUGGGUGAAGACAGUAAAAGCCCAAUCCAUUUACAUUGCCACAGACUCAGAAAGCUAUGUCUCUGAAAUUCAGCAGCUGUUCAAAGGAAAGGUAAGGGUGGUGAGCCUGCAGCCUGAAGUAGCACAGAUUGACCUGUACAUCCUUGGUCAGGCAGACCACUUCAUCGGCAAUUGUGUCUCUUCCUUUACUGCCUUUGUGAAAAGGGAACGUGACUUACGGGGCCAGUCCUCCUCCUUCUUUGGCAUGGACCAUCCCCCACAUUUGCGGGAUGAAUUCUGAUCUUCUGUCCUCUCCCCUGGCAAUCAGGGCCAUGGAUCUUGGGGUGGCAGUGUCCUGUGGCCAGACAGUGAGGUCAAGUCACCAGCCUGUUUCAUACAAGU